CUAUCCCGCCUUUAUCUCGCGAAUUUUUACGGCAGGGGAUAAACAAAAGCGCCUCAUUUUCUCUGUUUUACGCCUGCGAAUUCGGUGUAUAUUAUUGUCUAGGGAUGGAGUCAGGAAUCGUCGAAGAAUAUCAGAACCACUUCCUCUCUACAUCUUGACCAAUAAUUUUCCUCCUUUAAUGGUUCUCCUGUGUUAUUAUCCUUGAAACCCUAGCUUUCAUCGUCUUAUGAAUAUUCAGAUAAAAAUGAAGUUGCAUUUGGACAUGAAAUUUCGUUCGGUGGUUUCUGUGUGCCGUAGCUUAAGACAAUUCAGCAGCUCCGGGAAAUUUGAUUUUACGGAUUUGACUUCACCGCAUACAUGGUAUCCAGUUGCUCGGAGGAAGAAGCGCAACGUUGUGUUGCACGUGGGUCCCACAAAUAGUGGUAAAACAUAUCACGCAUUGAAACAACUUGAGUCGAGCUCUUCAGGUUUAUAUUGUGGUCCCUUGAGGCUGCUUGCGUGGGAAGUUGCAAAAAAGUUAAAUAAGGCAAAGGUUCCUUGCGAUUUGAUUACUGGACAAGAGAGGGAGGAAGUCGAAGGCGCAAAACACAAGUCCGUUACUGUCGAAAUGGCUGACUUGAGCUCUGAUUACCAAUGUGCUGUUGUUGAUGAAAUCCAGAUGGUAGGAUGCAAGACAAGGGGUUUCUCAUUCACACGUGCGUUAUUGGGCAUUCCUGCUGACGAACUUCACCUUUGUGGAGAUCCUGCUGCUGUUCCCUUAAUCCAGCAAAUACUCAAAGUGACUGGUGACUCUGUCGAGGUCCAGUAUUAUGACAGGCUCUCACCUCUUGUUCCAUCGAAGGUUCCUUUAGGACCCUUCUCUAACAUACAGAGAGGAGACUGUAUAGUCACUUUUUCACGCCGCGAAAUAUACAGAUUAAAGAAAGAAAUCGAAUCUCAAGGAAAGCAUCUUUGUUCCGUAGUCUAUGGUUCACUGCCACCUGAAACUCGAACGAGACAGGCAACUAUGUUUAAUGACGAGAGCAGCGAGUUUGAUGUACUCGUAGCCAGUGAUGCCAUUGGCAUGGGUCUCAAUCUGAAUAUUUCUAGAAUCAUAUUUUCAACGCUUCAAAAGUUUGAUGGUGUAGAAAUGAGGGAUUUGACAGUACCAGAGAUAAAACAAAUAGCAGGAAGGGCAGGACGUUAUGGAUCUAAGUUUCCUCGUGGUGAAGUGACGUGUAUUGAUGGAGAGGAUCUACCUUUACUUCAUUCAGCACUAGGGUCUCCUUCUCCUAUUCUAGAGUGUGCUGGAUUAUUUCCUACCUUUGACCUCUUGUACUUAUAUUCACGCCUCCAUCCAAACGCUGGUUUUCACCAAAUAUUGGAGGAAUUUCUACACAGCGCGAAGUUAUCAGCUAACUAUUUCAUUUCCAACUGUGAAGAAAUGCUGAAAGUAGCCGCUGUUCUUGAUGAUUUACCCCUCGGAAUACAUGAUAAAUACCUAUUCUGUAUUAGUCCAGUUGACAUGAACGAUGACAUUUCAUCGCAGGGGCUUACUCAGUUUGCAACAAACUAUGCAAGAAAAGGCAUAGUACGACUAAAAGAAAUAUUUACACCUGGGACACUUAAGUUGCCAACAACCCAGGCUGCACUCAAGGAGCUGGAAUCCAUUCAUAAGGUUUUGGAUCUUUAUGUGUGGCUAAGUUUCCGAAUGGAGGAUUCUUUCCCAGACCGUGAGGUAGCAGCUUCACAAAAAUCAAUCUGCAACUUGUUGAUUGAAGAUUUUUUGGAAAGACUUGGAUCAGAGAGGCCGAGUAGAAAAAGGUUAGCAACGCCGCCAAUUUACCUCGAAAGAAAUGGGAGGCAAUGUAGAUUUUGAGAAGCGAUACGGGGAAUAAUGUGAAAACCACUAUUCGCCUCCAAUUUGCUUUCACUUUUAAUACAUCUCAAAACCACAUUUCAUUCUAAAUCCACUUUCAUGAUGUAAAGCUCAACCUUCCUCCUUUUCUUUAGUCUGAUUAUUUUUGUAGGUCUUUUGCCAUCUUGGUUUUGUUUUCAUCCUUUUUCAUUUUCACAAGUAUUCUUUUAUUUAUUUUCUACUCCAGAUGGGGCAUUUGGGUGUGCCCAUAUUGUUAAGCUCUAUGUAUUAACUUUCCAGUGGUCAAUGAAAGAGCCUUUUUGUUCUCCAA
This is a messenger RNA of Papaver somniferum (opium poppy), 2168 nucleotides long. Its product is annotated as ATP-dependent RNA helicase SUV3, mitochondrial-like. The record is from RefSeq and is a predicted model, not a curated record. Gene Ontology annotation, molecular function: ATP binding; hydrolase activity, acting on acid anhydrides; RNA helicase activity. Bases 227 to 1858 code for a protein of 543 amino acids. NCBI's taxonomy places the organism in Eukaryota, Viridiplantae, Streptophyta, Magnoliopsida, Ranunculales, Papaveraceae. The transcript has 16 exons. Gene Ontology annotation, cellular component: mitochondrial degradosome. Gene Ontology annotation, biological process: RNA catabolic process; mitochondrial RNA 3'-end processing.